Molecule: messenger RNA, 5124 nt
Organism: Aedes albopictus (Asian tiger mosquito)
Lineage: Eukaryota; Metazoa; Arthropoda; Insecta; Diptera; Culicidae
Gene: mub
Product: poly(rC)-binding protein 3
Exons: 14
Coding region: 2364-4004 (546 amino acids)
Biological process (GO): regulation of gene expression; regulation of RNA metabolic process
Cellular component (GO): cytoplasm; nucleus
Molecular function (GO): mRNA binding
Source: RefSeq, a predicted model, not a curated record
UGGGUCCGAAUCCGAGUCCGGGCAGCCGGCGGUGUUUGUGUGCGCCAAACGAAGUUAACAGGCAGAAAACCGGCUUCCAGCGGGAUGCGAAGGAUGAUGGCGGUGUGGCGGUGAUGUGGAAUGGUGGCGCGUGCACAGGUGAUCUCGUUCAGUUCAGGAAUGGCGAUGAUGAUGAUGAUGGCGAGUGAGGUGGGAUGCUGUGGGUUUGGCAGGAGGGUUAUUGGUGUUACACGAUCCUUGUUCGUAUCCUGUAGCCGAAGUUGAGAACGGAUGGAGAUAUUUCCUUAACAGACAGUCAGUCGUCAGUCUUCUGUGCAAUUUUGACCUGUACGGCCGCGUGCUAAAACGCUUUUUGACACACAAAUUUUCUUGUUCCGCCAUUCAACUCUCCAAAACACACACUAGUUGUCCCUCGUGUUACCACUCAGCCCACGCAGUUCCCGGGAGAACCCAGACAACCCAGACCGGUUUUUUCGUACCCGCGCGUAAUCUGUGUGCGUCUCGCCAGGAGGAAACGGUGUUUACUACGUCGAGGAGACAGGAAAGUUGCCAACGGCGUUCCGGUAGUCAGAUUAUCGGAGAGCAGGAGUCAAACCGAAUUGGUAAUUGAAUUUCGUUUGCUAAAUCGCCUUAUCAUUAGCGUUGACACGUUAUCACAAUAUCGUCAUCUUGUCUCCGUGUCAUCCGACAUUGUUACCCAGUGCUACUACUUGAGUUCUCAACUGCCGAGACCAGCUUGACACCGGCGUGCUAAUCUUCGUUUCGUACAAGAGCAGUUGGAGAUUUUAUCAACUUGUAAUAGCUUUGCUCUAGGGUGCACUUGGAUUCCAUUUCGUCGUCAUCGCUGUUGUCGUCUUUACCGUGCUGUAACUAGUGCCAAAAACGGAAACAGGACUCUCUUUAUUAGCCCAACACAAAGGAGAAACCAUCAAGAUUAAACUCGGAUGCUGGUGUGCCAUAUCCGUGCCAGUGACAUAAGCUAGUUGGAAGUAUAUUUAGUGCUUCAAAGUAUAAUCGUGCGUGUCUUAAUAGUCAAGAUAAAACAUUUUCCCUUUGGAGCUCUCAGCUUUUGAAAUACUCCUUCGAGGAAUCUCUGCUCUUUUCCCACAGUUGGUGAUUAUUGGAUUGGUCCAAAGGUCCCAUUAGUGUACAAUCAGAUCCAGAAGAAGCAGACGCCGAAGAAGAAACGCGAAAAUUGAAUCAACUGAGAUAAAUAGCUAAAGAUAACGGUCAACUCCUCGUUUAUCGCCGCUCGAAAGGAAUCGUCACUAUUCGAGGUUUCACAACCGACGACAACUAAACCGGUGGGAAAUAUCUAUAAAUAGUCCCCCGCGUCCAGGAUCGAACAAAGAACGAGGACAAUAAAAGUCACUCGUACAGUUUUUGGGAACAUUCCAAGCCCUCCGGAUAGGAAAGAAGACAAAACAGUGCAAAGUAUUUAUUUUUAACGGAAACAGUAGCAACCUCCCAGGAUCAUCACCCAUCGACAUUUCCUGAAAAGUGUGGGACGUGGGUGAAGGCAGUGUGACAGUGUGUUAAGUGCAAAAUUAAAAAAAAAAGAAAAAGAAAUCAUCCAACAACUACAGCAAACAACCAAGAAGCAAUCAAGUUUUGUGUCAACUUUUCCACAAAAAGUUGGCAUCCUUGGCAACAGUCUCGAGACCGACCGAAACCGAGGGAAUCGUUGUUGGGGAGAACACGAACCAAAAUUGGAAAACGCGCAACGGAAGAGCGAACAUUUCCUGCUUAACACGCCUGUUGCCUGGAGCGGCUUUUUACUCGACGACGACGACGACGACGUAAGACGUGCAGUGUCAACCCAAAGCGACUCCAGCCAGUAAUUAAGCAGGUCCUUUUUGAAAAGGUUCGAUUCUUUCCUUGGCGUUUCUUAAAAGCGUUUUAAUUUACUUAAUCCUUCGGCGCGACGCGUGCGAAACAGCCAACCUUAUACACAACCUUUCUCCAACAAUAAAUAACAACAUAUACACACACACACACGGUGAGUGGAGUGCAUAGAAAGUGCGAAGUGUUCCGAGGAAAGAUCAAACAGGAAGAAAGUCAGCGAAGAAGUGGAAUAAUCUGAAGAAAAAGUGUGCGACAUUGAGUGAGUUUGCCUACAAAUCCGACGCGACGACGGAAAGCAGAAGCAAUAAAAGCGGAAAAACGUAAGAACGGGCGCGCGCGCGUUUAGAGAGAAGAUACCCGGAAAGUUUCCCAAUUAAUCAAGUUUUUUUUGCGAGCGAGCGAGCGAGCUAGCAAGCGGCGAAAAGAAAGUGGAAAUUCUAUCGGUAGCAUCGUCGGCAAUAACGGCAGCAACAAUUUCUACACUAACAGCAGCACCAGCAGCAACAAUAGCAGCAGCAAUGGAGGAAGCCAAGGCCAAGCUCACAGAGAUCAACCUGUCCGACGACCCGGCAGUCACGCUCACCAUCCGGCUCAUCAUGCAGGGCAAGGAAGUCGGAAGUAUAAUUGGCAAAAAAGGAGAAAUUGUCAAACGAUUCAGGGAAGAGUCCGGCGCGAAAAUCAACAUAUCAGAUGGAUCCUGUCCGGAGCGAAUCGUUACGGUGUCCGGUUCCAGAAGUGCUAUCUACAAAGCCUUUACACUGAUCACAAAGAAGUUCGAAGAGUGGUGUUCACAGUUCCAAGACAAUACUAAUGCACAGGGUAAAACACAAAUUCCAAUCCGCUUAAUCGUACCAGCUAGUCAGUGUGGUUCUCUGAUCGGAAAGGGUGGUUCCAAGAUAAAGGAAAUCCGCGAGAUUACAGGGUGCUCGAUUCAGGUCGCUAGCGAAAUGUUGCCAAACUCGACGGAGCGUGCCGUUACGUUGAGCGGUUCGGCGGACGCCAUCACGCAGUGCAUCUACCACAUAUGCUGCGUCAUGCUGGAGUCGCCCCCGAAAGGUGCCACCAUCCCGUACCGGCCGAAGCCCCAGAUGAACGGACCGGUCAUAGUAGCGAACGGCCAGGCGUACACCAUCCAGGGCAACUAUGCCGUUCCAGCACAGGAGAGAUACUUUGCUCCUCCCGUCCGUACCUGCACAGUAUUCCCACUAGCCAUAGCCGGUGGCUUGCAUGCGGCAGGCAUCUCAGGUUUAGCCGAUCCAUUACUAAAAGGAACACAUCUACAAGGAGCGAUACCUCCACAUCAUCUACAACCGAUACCUGAUGUUGGUGGACUCGCCAAGAACCCACUUGCAGGACUGGCUGCCCUCGGACUUGCCGGUGCCAUUCCGACCAAUACCGGUGGACUGAACCCAACAGCUGCUGUUGAUGUUAAGUCUCCGACCUGUACCGCUCUUGCAGCGCUGGCCGGAUCCCAGCUGCGGACCAACAACAACCGCAGCGUAACCACCCAGGUCCAGUCCCAAUCCCACGAGAUGACAGUGCCAAACGAUCUGAUCGGGUGCAUCAUCGGCAAGGGCGGCACCAAGAUUGCCGAAAUCCGCCAGAUCUCCGGUGCCAUGAUCCGCAUUUCGAACUGCGAGGAACGGGACAGCGGUAACACUGACCGAACCAUCACCAUCACCGGCAAUCCCGACUCGGUGGCCCUGGCACAGUAUCUGAUCAACAUGAGCGUCGAACUGCAGAAGGCGAACCUAGGCGAUGAAGCCGGCGCCUCGGGACCCCCCAGCACCGCUUCCGGGGUAAAUCCCCUGCUCCCGAAUACCAGCACCAGUUCCGGUUCCGGCAGUUCGGGGGCCGGUUCCAAUAGUGCCGCUGCCAGUGCCAUCGCGAGCAACCCGCUCGCCUCGGCCAUUCCGUUGGCCCAGCUCCUGUCGAAACCCGGUGCGCUGAAUGCCCUGACCAGCCUGUCGGCCCUCGGUGGACUUUCCGACCUGCUCGGGGGACUGUCCAGCGGUGCGGCCGGCGUCGGCCUGGGCUCCAUUCAGACCACCGGCGUCAGUCGGCCGAAAACGACCCGGAUGCGGUCCCCGAACAGCAACACCAGCAUGAACGGCGAUAGCAAUAAGAAGAGCGAGCGCAAUAAGUUCAAUCCCUACUAGGAUGGGGAGGCUCCCGAUGCACUUUGCUGGGGCGGGACGGUCGUGGAGCUUAACAGUAAUAACUUCCGAGAAUAGAUGAGGGGUGGGACGGCGCGGGAAUCCUGCGCGGGUUAUAUUAAUAUGUGUGUGUAGUAGCGUUUAGCGGUAGACUGUGUUAGGGACAAAGUUUAAUUGAGAGACGACACUUUGGAGCAGGUCUUUUCCUCCGUCGGUGGGAAGAACAAGGCGAGGAAAGUCAAACAUGAAUUUAUUAUAGAAGAGAAGCUCGCUGACGAUUGGUAUUGUAGGAAAAUUUCGUAGGAUUUCCUUUCUUUUUUCGCGUCGGAUUGGGCGAACGCGCCUGCGGCAUGGUUUUUCCAGUUUACAAAAGUACCGGAUUCAAAGAAGGACGGAAAAACCGGCUGCAGCAGACGAGAUAAAAAUUUUAUUUAUAGAAUUUAAUUCAAUUAAGAUUUAAAAUAGGAUCACGAUCAGCGCGCAGUCGAAAAGGACGCGGCGGCAGUGGUGAAGAACCGAGCCGGCUAGCGACGGUAGAGUAGAGAAAAGGGCAGAGUCGUUUAAGCUUUUAGUUUAUUUUUUCUUUCGUUGGUUUUGUGCCCUCGGUGUAUUCCGGUAUUCGAUUUGAAACAGAGAAGAAGCCAACAGACAUCCAGCGUUCCGUACAGUUUGAUGGCCGCGCGUGCUAUAACUAUAAUUAGUGCCGUCGUCGUAGACGUCGCGCGAAAUUUCUGCACGGAUUCUUUCGUUGGUCUUUUUCCAAUGCCAUAAGCGCUGCAAGUUUGGCGCUCCGUAUGCUAGAAUUAGCUUCAAUCGUUUUUCUUUUUUUUUUAUCGAAAAUUCUCAUUUGAUUCGGACACGACACGUGAAAUUUACAAUCAACUUUGGUUCUAAACUAAUUGUAAUUAUUGUAUAUUUCCAAACCCGAAUUGAGGGCAUUAUCGCGCUGAAUCGACACGCCAGGGUUAGCUCCUUAGGAGGUAGACUUCUAAAAAAGUAGACGAGUGGCAUUUUUGAAUAAGGUAGUAAGACAACCAUUUUAAAUAAAUAUUUUGGCUUUGAAGAGAAAAUGUUGACUUUGAGAUUAGAGGAAGGGUAAUGUUAAGGGGGUCGGGUGGCUUGA